Molecule: messenger RNA, 711 nt
Organism: Cyphellophora europaea CBS 101466
Lineage: Eukaryota; Fungi; Ascomycota; Eurotiomycetes; Chaetothyriales; Cyphellophoraceae
Exons: 1
Coding region: 1-711 (236 amino acids)
Source: RefSeq, a predicted model, not a curated record
AUGGCACCCCUCCGCAUCGCAGUCCUGCACCAAGAAGUGCAACUCUCCGACAUCACCGGCAUCGACAUCUUCGGCAACAUCUCCAAAAAGUACAUCGCCGAAUGCACGGCCGCCUUCCCCGUCUUCCCGAACGCGGAGCUCCUGGCCUCGCAAGCCACCGAGAUGCAGUUUCUCUUCGUGGCCGACACGUUGGAGCCCACCGAGGCGACCCCCGGCAUCAAGAUCCUGCCCACGCACACCUACGCGUCGUGUCCCGUGGACGACGUCGACAUUAUGCUCAUCGGCGGGCCCUUGCCGCACGUGCGGCCCGCGGAGAGUCUGAAGCUGAUCCGCAGGUUCUGUGAGCGCGGGGAAUCCGCCACGCUGAUGACGACGUGUGUGGGCAGCUUGUGGGCGGCGGCGUCGGGGGUGUUGGAGGGGCGGCGGGCGACGACGAAUCGGGGCGCGUUGGUCAUGGCGAGACACUAUCAUGGUGAGGCCGAGUGGGUCGAUAAGCGGUGGGUGGUGGAUGAGGCGGCGGGGAAGGUCAAGUUGUGGACGAGUGGGGGUGCGGGGGCUGGGUUGGAUAUGAUUCAGAAGUAUUGUUUUGAGAAGUUCGGCAGGGAGAUUGUGGAGCAGGCGCUGUUUGGGUUGGAUUAUGAGGUCAACGGGAGGGGGGAGGAGUAUAAGGAGAAGUUGCCCGAGGCGUGGGGAGGUGAGCCGGAGGCGUGA